This is a messenger RNA of Ambispora gerdemannii, 492 nucleotides long. NCBI's taxonomy places the organism in Eukaryota, Fungi, Glomeromycota, Glomeromycetes, Archaeosporales, Ambisporaceae. The record is from the annotation of a GenBank genome assembly.
AUGUCUGAUACGUACAUGAUCGAAGAAAUCAAAAAAACAGAUGCGGUUUCAACAAUAAAUGACGAUGCUGAUUUAUCAAAUUCAAAAGAAGUGAAAAAAAUCGAGCUUGUCGAGAAUAAUAGUUUAGCAAAAAAUAAGAGAAAACAAACAACUGAAUCCGAAGAGAAUCCACAACAAAUGAUGGCCGAAAGUAGAAAUAAUGAGAACAGGUCAAAAAAAAGAGCUAGAGCAAAUGUUGAUGAAGUCAUAAAUUAUCAAAUGGACUGGACUUUAAUAUCUUCAUCUAUUCCAGCGACAGAUGUAGAUUUAAAUACAAAUGAAAACAACUCUAAUUUAUCUGUAGCAACUUAUUCGGAUCAAAUAGAAAGUAAUUUAGAAACAUCCACUCAAAUUAUGAACCAGCAGCAACAAAUUGACAUAGAAAUAUUAAAUGAAACUACAAUGGAUGAUUUAUUAAUUCUCUUUGAGAAUAUUUAUAAAUAUAAUGAAAAU